Capronia epimyces CBS 606.96 is the source of this 534-nucleotide messenger RNA. RefSeq lists its product as uncharacterized. The record is from RefSeq and is a predicted model, not a curated record. The transcript is spliced from 2 exons. The coding region runs from base 1 to 534 and encodes 177 amino acids. Lineage: Eukaryota; Fungi; Ascomycota; Eurotiomycetes; Chaetothyriales; Herpotrichiellaceae.
AUGCAUCCAACGCAGGAGAAGCUUAUCGCCCGGGCCCGCGAUUUUUUCGCAGAGGUGAAGAACCUGACACCGGGGAAAGAGCUUGAAGAAAGGUUGAAUAAGUCCUGGGGACCGGGCACCCCAAUCUAUGAGGAUCUCUGUGCCUACAUCCGUGAAGGAUUCGAGCAAAACCAGGGCUGGGUUGCGACAGAUGAGCUGGAUGGGGCAAGAUACCGGCGAAGCAUAAUCUGUAAGCCGUGUCCUGAGAACCUAUAUUAUAGCAUCACGACGGUGUAUAUGGAGAGCGAUGAAGUAUUUGCAGGGCAAUAUCAUCAACAUCCCUAUGGAGAGAUCAACUGUGUUGUCCAGCUCGACCAGACUGCCGAACUCAAGGGUAUGAAUGGCUGGCAGGGUGCUGGAUGGACGUCUCCGGGACCAGGCACGCAUCAUUAUCCAGAAGUCCGCGGAGGUCGUCUGGUUGCCUUAUUCUUUUUACCGGCGGGCCGGAUUUCCUAUGAAGCCACGCCUGACAUGCCACAACCGAUAGCAAUUUGA